Cavia porcellus (domestic guinea pig) is the source of this 3829-nucleotide messenger RNA. RefSeq lists its product as uncharacterized. Bases 1 to 1020 code for a protein of 339 amino acids. The transcript has 8 exons. NCBI's taxonomy places the organism in Eukaryota, Metazoa, Chordata, Mammalia, Rodentia, Caviidae. The record is from RefSeq and is a predicted model, not a curated record.
AUGUUUACAGAUAAACAGGGAACAUACAGAAAGCAUUUCAGUGGGGAAAUCAGUCUCCAGAUUUCCGGAGAAUUCUCCACCAUAUCUGUUCAUACCCCACUGUGCAAAACUAAACAGGGGCAGCCGCAACAGCUGCUGUAUGUAUGUGGGACGACUCCCUUCUCCAGGCAAACGUGGACGCGCCUCACGACGCUGAAAGGGACCCAGGACACCCACACAAGUUUACAAGGACUUGUAAAAGUCCUUGCCCGCGUGCUCCUCUUCUCGCAACUACCCAGAGAUCGGCUAGGCAAAGCCUGGAGCGCAGACCGCGACCGCGACCGCGCCGCCAAACCCCCAGCCCAGAGCAGCACUGGGGAGACUGCUCACACACAAGGUACAGCUGGGUGUGGAGCCGGGGCGCACACCGUGCGUCGUAAAGCGUGCACACGCGUGUGCCCGACCUUGUCCCCCCAACCCCGUGCGCCCCGGGACUCAAGCCCCAUAGCCCGCGAACCUCACCAGAUCGCGGGUAACUUUCCAGGUGCGCAGCUGGUCUCCUGCGGCUCGCGUCCUCGCCGCUGCGCCCUCCCAGCCACCCGCGGCGCGCGAGCCCAGCGCAGGUCCGCUCCGCCGGCCCCAGGCGCGAGGUGCGCAGCGAGGGCCCGGGCCGCGGGCGGGAGCGCGGGCGGGGACUCGGCGAGCGUUGCGGCGGGCUGGCGGCUGGGGCUGCUCCGCCGGGGCCAGCGUGGAGGAGGCAGGCGGGGAGGGGGCAGGAAGGAGGGCGCGGGAGGAGGGCGGGGGUCAGCCGGGGCUGUGGCGUGGAGAGCCCAAAGCCGCGUCCCUAAAGGUGGAGCCACGGGCGCGCGCACCCACGCCAGCCCGAACCUUGACUCUCAGACACGCUGGUGGCAGCCGCCGCAUUCUGCACUUUAUACUCCAUACCCUCCAGAGGGAGGCAACUCAGGUUGGCCACCGCUCCAGACACUGGGUGUCUGGUCUCUACCGAACCUUGCCAGCACAGGGCUAGGGUUCUCAUGACGUCAAAGCUAAAGGAAACCUAGGGACAGGAGAAAGAUGAAAGGUCUUCUUCUCUUUGUUGUGCACGCGACUAGACAAGUCCUCCAGCAGACUCUGUGUUUCUCAGAAAUCUCUAUUUGGCCUACUUUCCCAGAGAACCACAUCCGAGGGGCUGAGCUAGGAAUAGCAUGCACAGAAAGACCAAUCCUGGUGUUGAUUAGACAGCCAUAACUUACUACCCAGAAGAUUUAUACUGAUCCUUCUGCAAAUCUGUAGAACUGGGAGCAUACUUUUUAUUUUCCUUCUGGAAUACAGGAAUAAUACACAUGGGAAUUUUUUGUUCAGGACACCAACAACCUGGAAAGAAGCCCCUCAUUCGGUGAUAUAUACACAAUAGAAUCAAUUUUACUUCAGAAAACAAAAGAAAUAAUUCAUAUCAAAACUCAAAAUUUCAAGUUAUAUCUUUUUCAAAAUACGUAUGCUUGAAAUGUGAAUGGGAUGUCAGUAUAUUUUUAUGUGGUUAACAUGUGGUAGACGUAGAAUCUGCAAAAGUUAGAAUACAUAAGCUCAUGAAAGAGCUCCACGUCCAGUGCCUUCCCAGUGCCUUCCCGGCAAAUCCUUGGAUCCUUUUUUUUUUUUUUUUGUCUUUUUCAUUUUUACUGGUACCAGGGAUCAAACUCACGACCACCUGCUUACAAGGCAGGUGCUUAUGCCGCUGAGCUAAAUCCCCAGCCCCCAAUCCUUGGAUCUUUAACAUGCUCUCCAAGAUGUCAGAGCUGCAUUUUGUAACUUGUCUUAAGAAGGUGCUUAUCAGAAAUAUAAGGAGACCCUAAGCCAGUGCUCCUCAAGCUGUAGUACACAUCUCGUCAUUGUGAAAAUGCAUAUUCCAGCCCAGCAGGACUGCGGGUGAGAUUCUACCCUACAUUUUUUAGAAGCUUCUUGAUACCAGGGAUCACACUGAAUUUCAAGGCUCCUGAUAUGUUCUUAUUUGCAGAAUUGAGCUGAGUGUCCAGGUAAGCUAGCUGGAGAAGAACACAUGUAUGUGUAUGUGUGAGUGUGCAUGUGCACUCCAGACACCCUCACAUACAGCUUCAUCUUAGCCUCCAAGCCCAUUCCUACAGGGUCACAACUUGACAGAGCCUCUUAUCAAGGCUCUUUGCAACGAUGUGUUCCUGGGCCCGUAUUAGGAGUGGACCGUGAACUCCAUUGCUCCUGAGCAUGAAAAAUCCCCAACUUGAUCUAGAAAUGAAAUAUUUAAGCAAUGGCAAGAAGCUACCAUGGUUCUGGAGUGGUGAUGUACUCCUGUAAUCCCAGCACUUGGGAGGCAAAGGCAAGAGAAUCAUUGCAAAUUCAAGACCAGCCUGGGCUACAAAGUGAGCUCAAGGCCAGCCUGAACUGCAUAAUGAGACCCUGGCUCUCAAAAAACAAACAAACAAAAGUAAAGAAGAAGAAGUUACUGUGGAUGUGACAAGGGAUGUCAAGAUCGCGGUUGUGGUUUGUGUCUGGAUGUCCCCACCAUAGCCUUUAAAGACAGCACCUUAAACCUUACCUCUUGUUUUCAUCUCAGAAAACAAGAGUUACAGUGUUUCCAGCUUGACUCAGCAGGGCCAGAGUCCUCACUUUGUAAACAUCCUCAGCCUGUGCAAGAGGAAGGCACAAAGGUGGUGCCAGGGCUACCCUCACCCCGGAAAGGGUAGCCUGUAUACAGCAAAAGGCAGGAAAAGAGAUUUGCUCCUGCCUUUUUGCUCUUGUUGUUUUUGCUGUCUUCUGCUACCAUGAAAUAUUGCCCCUCUGCCAUGCUACCCUGUUUUGGAGCUGGUUGAUUAUGAACUAAAAUCUGUGAGUUAAAAAAACCUUUCCUUCCUUAAUUUCGGAUGUUGGGUAUUUUGUCUCAGAAACAAGAGAAAAGUAACUAAAUACUGUUUUUCACGAACUCACCCUGAUCAUCUGAACCCAAAAUUAGCACAUUAUUUUAAACUUACUCUUGACAUCAGCCUGACACCGAUCCAUGUUUUCUUGACCUGGCUAGCAUUGUUCUGUGUGUCUCUCUGCCUUCCUAUGCAACUUUUUGAAAGAGUUAAGAAUGCUAUAUAUUUUCAAAUUAUACAAAUUAGCAAAAGGAGUCAAAGUAUGUCCAGGUAAACAUUACUGUUGUUGCAAAAAUGAUGUCAGAUUCAUUUUAUCAGCCAGAGUGGGAUACAAUAAAAAUGUUCUGGAAAAAAGAUUGUUUUUUCUCCUAAGAGUUAUAGCAUGCAAAAUAGCUGGGUGAGAGCUGGAAGAAUCAUUUUAGCAUCACAAGAAACAAACAAAUGAAGUAACAAACAUCUACAUAUGCUGUGAAUACCACUUCUGAAGCACACACUGUAUGACGUGUUGUGAGGAACAGAGGCAGUGUGACCCCUCAGGUGUUGCAAGAAGACCUCACAAACUACAGAGCACAAAAUCAAUCAACUCAUGUUUCCUCAAUGCUAACUGUACUGAAAGCACCAUACUUGGUGCUGUGCUGUAAACCGGCACACCUUGUUUUAUUGCUUUACUUUAUUAUACUUUGCAGGUAUUUCAUUUUUUACAAAUUGAAAGUUUGUGGCAGCCUUGUAUCCAGCAGAUCUAUCAUUUUUCCAGCAUAAAGUGACAAUUCAUGUUUCUAUGUCACAUUUUAGCAAUUUCUGAAAUAUUUCAAUUUUCUUCUUUAUGACUGUUUUAUCUGCCUUGGCAACCUAUAAUCAGUGAUCUUUGAUGCUCAUAUUGCAUUGCUUUGAGGUAUUAUGAAUCACGCCCAUAUAAGUUGGUGAACUUAAAGAAUAAAUUGUGUGUUCUGAAGUUCCAUCAA